AUGGUUAAAAUAUUUCUCAGGAAGUGGUAUCCUCCGAGUAAAAGAGCUGAGAUUCGUGAUCAAAUUUACGAGUUCAAACAACGUCAUGGGGAGAAACGUUUUGAGGCUUGGGAGAGGUACAAAGAAUAUUUGGAUAGGAGUCUGAACCAUGGUUUCCCAUAUCAUAUUCUGAUAGAGAUGCAGCAGACAUUGGCACAAUUGGCCACGAAUAUCUCUUUACUGAUGAAGAGGCUUGAUCAGAGGAAGUCGAAGAAGGAGAUACGCGAUCUUUCUAGAGAACAACAUCCUGCUAGAAAGGGAGGACUUCCUAGUGAUACUAUUCCAAACCCUAAGAACAGAGGUGUGGAGCGUACUUUUGCUAUUAGCAAAAGAAAAAUACUUCAAAGUGCAGACAAUAAGGUGGUUGAUGUAGAUCCGAUUAAUAAGGAAGAAGAGGUGCAGUCUAAUGUGCCUAUUAGAGAUGAUGAGGUCCAUGUUGAAGAAAAAGUUACUGAUAUUCCAGAUGUUGCUACGGAUAAUAGGAAACAGACUAUAAAAGCGAGGUUGGCAAAGAAGACUGAUGAUGCGAAGUGUCAAAAGUUCUAUGAUCAGUUCAAGCAGUUAACAGUGAAUUUUCUAUUCUUAGAUGCUGUGAAAGAGAUGCCCGAAUUUGCUAAGUUCAUAAAAGACCUGCUUACGAAGAAGAGGUUUGUUCAACAUGAAACAGUGAAUUUAACUCAUCGCGUGAGUUCAAUUAUUGCUUCCACCACGGUUCAAAAGAAGGGAGAUCCUGCGGUGUUUACCAUUACGUGGAAUAUCGAGCUUCAUGCAUUUGCUCGUGAUCAAUGUGAUAAUGGGGUGAGUAUCAAUUUAAUUCUCCUUGAUAUUUUGAAGCAAUCCGGAUUGGGAAUUCCUAUACCGACAUCUAUGCGAUUACAAAUAGCGGACAGAUCCGUCAAGAAGCCAGUUGGGGUUGUAGAUGAUGUGUUGGUAUAA
Molecule: messenger RNA, 975 nt
Organism: Lycium barbarum (goji berry)
Lineage: Eukaryota; Viridiplantae; Streptophyta; Magnoliopsida; Solanales; Solanaceae
Exons: 3
Coding region: 1-975 (324 amino acids)
Source: RefSeq, a predicted model, not a curated record